CUCUCUCUCUCUCCCUCUCUCUCUCUCUCUGAAGGUGGGUGUUUGUGAUUUCAUGAAUUACGUGCUGUAUGAACAGAAAGAGAGAGACAAAGCGAGCACAUUCAUUCUGAUGUCUCUGUGUGAUUCCUUCGGUGUGAUCGUCUCACUGGUCAGGAUGUGUUCUGACUCCUGAAAUACUCCACAGAAACAUGACUGAAUAUUCAAACCGCAGUCAGUCCGGCGGAGAAUAUGAAUGGCAUUAUGAAUAUUAUGAUGACGAGGAGCCUGUGUCCUUCGAGGGCCUGAGAGCAAACAGAUACUCUAUAGUGAUUGGCUUCUGGGUCGGACUGGCCGUGUUCGUCAUCUUUAUGUUCUUUGUUUUGACGCUGCUGACAAAAACAGGAGCUCCGCAUCCAGAGAUCCCUGAUCCCAGUGAAAAGCAUCAUGGUCUAGCUGACUGUGUGCUCGAGCUCGGCAGCUCUCAGCUGUUUUCUCUCCCGCCGCUGACGGACGAAUCACGUUCCCUCUUUCACUUCUACAUCCACGAGGAGGCCGUCAGAGACAGCGUGAUUGGCCGAGGGAGGCAUUGUGGGCGGGCCUCCAGGCUCCACCUCCAGGGGGCGGCAGAGGACGAGAGAGGAGAUGAAGACGAGCACUUCCUGUCCGACUUCCACAUUCCAAACUUCGUGAGCUCUGAACAGAACUACAGCGACGGCAAUGAUGACUUGGUGCCGUGUGAGCUGUCAAUCACCGCAGACAGCCAAUCAGCUGUGCUGAAGAGCUCAGAGUCCUAUGAUAUCAUCAGACGCUAGCACACAGGCUCGUGUUACACAUGGACAGCGACCAUAGACUGUAUUAAAAUAUGGACGUAGUGUCCGGGACAUCACCCAUAGGUUUCCAAAGAGUGUUUUUGAAGCCAAAAGUAGGCGGAGCCAGCUGUCACCAUUUUGUUUGUCAGCGCAUCACCGCAGGUCACUCCCGGAUAAUUGAAAAUGGGCAAAAAGGCGGGAUCUGGUUGAUGAAACCACGCCCACCUAGCAC
This is a messenger RNA of Carassius gibelio (silver crucian carp), 1020 nucleotides long. RefSeq names its product melanocortin-2 receptor accessory protein 2B-like. Lineage: Eukaryota; Metazoa; Chordata; Actinopteri; Cypriniformes; Cyprinidae. Gene Ontology annotation, molecular function: type 5 melanocortin receptor binding; type 1 melanocortin receptor binding; type 3 melanocortin receptor binding. The record is from RefSeq and is a predicted model, not a curated record. Gene Ontology annotation, cellular component: endoplasmic reticulum; plasma membrane. The transcript is spliced from 3 exons. The coding region runs from base 189 to 791 and encodes 200 amino acids. Gene Ontology annotation, biological process: regulation of adenylate cyclase-activating G protein-coupled receptor signaling pathway; protein localization to plasma membrane.